AUGAGUAAAAAAUGCUUUAACCUCGAUUCUUUUUACCAAUUAUUAAAAGGACGUGUUUCACACAAUAUUGAUUAUACCAAAUGGCUACUUGAUUGUAUGACCCAUGCGACAUUACCUAUCCAUCCUAAAUUUAGUCUUGUCAUUAGGGAGUUUGUCUUGAGUACCUUCAUGACAAGCACAUGUCAAAAAAUUCCAAAUGAUAUUGUACAGUCUUAUUUCCAAGAUGUAGGCAACAUUACUACCACACAAAUAUUAAUGCUCCUGUAUGUAUUACAAUUCAACGAUUACGUGAUUGCCUUUCGAACCGAGCCAAAGCUUAUGGCUCUAGCAAGUUCUUCCACGAUUGCCCUUGAACAAACCGAGUAUCCGAUCGACGAUUGUAUAUCCAUUCGAUUUAUAUUAAACCAUGUGGAGGCGAAUCAAAGCACGUACAAGAACAUUUAUCCCGAUUUACUAUCACUGUCCGCCAACCUGUACCCUGAAUUAUUUGAUAUAACGAGUUUCCUUUUGCAGGAAGGAAAAGAAUCCGAAUCAGAAGCGUUGUGGGAUAUUCAAACCAUCAAUAAAGAUUGGAUCCAGAAUUUGCCAGCGGUUGAAUUAAAGCAUCUAUUAAAUCAAUGGGAGACAAAUCCAUCGCUUGUCAUUCAUGUAUUAUCCCAUCUGGAGACGUUAUCGACAUUUGAUAUAGAAGAACAUGCAAAAUACAUGAUUUCAAUCCUUAUACCACCUUGUUUAAACAAACAAUUAGAUGUGAGAGUAGCCGAUGCCUUUAUUUCAACGUGGGAGUCAUUUAAUCGCAUUAUUCCUCAUACGUUGUGGAAAAUCACUGUGAAUAGCUUGACACCGCAAGAAUACAGUUUAAUGGAUUUGAUUCAAAACCCACAUAUCGUGUUUAAAUGUGACGCACGGUUAUUUCGAUCGGAACAAUUACUGCCGAUCUGGUUGCACGUAUUAUCAUGUUUGCGUACGACUUCAAAACAUCGUAUCUGGAAGCGGUAUCAUACAGUAUAUCCACGCAUCGACCAGCAUACGAUUAAUUCGCGUAAUGUAUUAGCAUUAACGAACGCACAAGAUACAGUUAUGCUUCAGUUGUUGCUGGAGCUUUGCUUGGAAAAGCCCGAAGACAAAGACAACAAGGAGGCACUUGAUCAGUCAAGAAAGCUUAUUUGCAAUUUCAUUCAUUCGAUAUUUAUUGAUGGAGACCGAGAAAUGCUGUUGGCCAAGAUUUUACACUUUCAAACAUAUUCGACGGAUUUGAUCCCUGUAGUAGUGGAUCUGAUACCGUCUAUUUAUAUUGUGCUUUCGUUUAUACCUGAAUUAACAAGACAACCACAAUUAGAUAAACAAGUGUUUGGUAUCUUGAUUGCGUGUUAUCUCUGUGAGAAGUAUCCGCUUGAAAACUAUUUGGUAACAGCAGAGAAGCAUGUGCUUCCUAGAUUAUUAAGAAUUGCGUUUCCGGUGACCCGUGAAGGACAAGUAUCUAAUGCAUGUGUACCUUCCGAAUAUCUCGUCAAGGCUAUUCCUGGGUUUGUAAAUCUAGCAAGAGCGUUUCCUCACUUUGGGCCCACUAUCUUGAGAGCAUUUGACGAUAUUGCGAAGGGGUUACCAGAGCCUAAACAGUUUAUAGGGCAAGAAGGCACCAGUAAAAUUAUUCUGGUGCUUCAGUUACACAAGGUUCUCAAGGACACAACGGAGCUUGUUCAAAAGGAAGUGGCACGAAUGGACAAGGUGAAUAAAGUGACGUUAUAA
Mucor mucedo is the source of this 1749-nucleotide messenger RNA. RefSeq names its product integrator complex subunit 2. The record is from RefSeq and is a predicted model, not a curated record. The transcript has 8 exons. Gene Ontology annotation, cellular component: integrator complex. Bases 1 to 1749 code for a protein of 582 amino acids. NCBI's taxonomy places the organism in Eukaryota, Fungi, Mucoromycota, Mucoromycetes, Mucorales, Mucoraceae. Gene Ontology annotation, biological process: snRNA 3'-end processing.